AUGAGAGUAGUGUGUAAGGAUGAGAACUGUGGAUGGCUUGUCUAUACUGCUAACAACACUGAGAAUAAUUACUGGCAGAUCAAGACGUUCAAUGAUGAUCACAGCUGUGCAAGGGAAACCAAAAAUAGAUUGGCUAAUAGAAAGUGGCUGGCCGGGAAAUUGGUGAAGAAGCUACGAAAAUAUCCUAACUUAAGACACUGUGAGGCUGCUCAGUAUUUUAAGACAAAAUGUGACUUGGAACUAAGCAAGUGUUCACUGACUAGGGCCUUAGGAGAUGCUAGGGCUGUUGUGUAUGGUGAUGCUGCUGCCCAGUAUGGGAUGGUAAGGGAUUAUGGGCUGACACUGCUUAGGAGUAACCCAGGCUCUACUGUCACAGUUGGAGUUAUCCCUCAGUCCAACCCUGAUGAUGAACCAAUAUUUGAAAAGAUGUACAUCUGCUUGGAUGCUUGUAAGAAGGGAUUUCUGGCUGGCUGCAGACCGCUCAUAGGCUUGGAUGGAGCUUUUCUGAAGACACAGCAUGGUGGUCAGAUCUUGUCUGCAAUUGGACAAGAUGCAAACAAUCACAUAUAUGUGAUUGCAUAUGCAAUUGUCCCUGUUGAAAAUACUGAAAACUGGAGGUGGUUCUUGGAAUUACUUCAUCAAGACUUGGGAGAUUAUAAGCAAAACAAACUCUGUUUCAUUUCAGAUAUGCAGAAGGGCCUAAUCCAUGCUGUUAAGGAGGUUUUUCCAGGUGUCCAUCACAUAUUCUAUGUGUGGCACUUAUGGAAGAACUUCAAUAAGCAGUGGAAAGAUCUCUAG
Molecule: messenger RNA, 798 nt
Organism: Arachis ipaensis
Lineage: Eukaryota; Viridiplantae; Streptophyta; Magnoliopsida; Fabales; Fabaceae
Source: RefSeq, a predicted model, not a curated record